Lolium rigidum is the source of this 2135-nucleotide messenger RNA. RefSeq names its product probable phosphoribosylformylglycinamidine synthase, chloroplastic/mitochondrial. The record is from RefSeq and is a predicted model, not a curated record. Lineage: Eukaryota; Viridiplantae; Streptophyta; Magnoliopsida; Poales; Poaceae.
UGUUCAAAGCGUUUCUUGACCACAAAGGUUGACAGGUGCGUGACGGGUCUUGUUGCACAACAGCAGACAAUUGGCCCUCUCCAACUUCCACUUGCUGAUGUCGCUGUAAUUGCACAGACAUACAAAGAUCUGACAGGUGGCGCUUGCGCCAUUGGAGAACAACCACUUAAGGGUUUGCUUAAUCCUGAGGCCAUGGCAAGGCUUGCUGUUGGGGAGGCAUUGACCAAUCUGGUUUGGGCCAAGGUUACAUCUCUCGCUGAUGUCAAGGCAAGUGGCAAUUGGAUGUAUGCUGCAAAGCUUGAUGGAGAGGGAGCUGAUAUGUAUGAUUCUGCUGUUGCAAUGGCUGACUGCAUGAUUGAACUUGGUAUUGCAAUCGAUGGAGGAAAAGACAGUCUUUCUAUGGCAGCUCAAUGUGAUGGCGAGCUUGUCAAGGCUCCUGGAAACCUCGUCAUCAGUGCUUAUGUGACAUGUCCUGAUAUAACCCUGACGGUUACUCCAGAUUUAAAGCUUGGGAAGAAUGGAGUUCUGCACAUUGACCUGGCUAAAGGGAAACGAAGACUCGGUGGUUCUGCUCUUGCACAAGCGUUUGACCAAAUUGGAAAUGAUUGCCCAGAUAUAGAAGAUGUCCCUUACUUGAAGAAAGUUUUUGAGGUUGUUCAAGAGUUGCUCAGUGAACAUCUGAUUUCUGCCGGUCAUGACAUUAGUGAUGGUGGGCUUAUUGUUACAAUUCUUCAGAUGGCAUUUGCUGGCAACUGUGGUGUUAGUCUCAAAAUAGAAUUAAAAGAUAAUGACCUUCUUCAAUCACUCUUCGCCGAGGAGCUUGGUCUUGUUAUUGAAGUGAACAGAGCAGACCUUGAUGCCGUAAAUCAAAAGCUUCAAGUGGCAGGGGUUUCUGCUAAUGUGAUUGGAGAAGUAACUGCAGCACCAGAAAUAGAGCUGCUUGUUGAUGGUGAAAUGCGCUUGAAGGAAAAAACGUCAGACCUCAGAGAUUUGUGGGAGGAAACAAGUUUCCAGCUUGAGGAGCUACAGCGAUUGAAGUCUUGUGUCAAGCUUGAGAAAGAAGGCUUAAAGAGUCGAACAUCACCUUCAUGGCAUUUGUCUUUCACUCCCAAAUUUACAGACAAGAAACUCUUGACUUCAUCCUCGAAACCAAAGGUCGCCAUCAUUCGUGAAGAAGGAAGCAACAGUGACAGGGAAAUGUCUGCUGCAUUCCAUUCUGCUGGUUUUGAACCAUGGGACGUCACGAUGUCGGAUCUCUUGAAUCAAAAGGCUUCUCCAGCGGAAUUCUGUGGGAUUGCAUUUGUUGGUGAUUUUAGCUACGCAGACGUUCUAGACUCAGCAAAAGGUUGGGCUGCGUCCAUCAGGUUCAACCAGCCCCUUAUACAGCAGUUUCAGGACUUCUACAAUAGGCCCGACACGUUCAGCCUUGGAGUGUGCAAUGGGUGUCAGCUCAUGGCUCUUCUUGGUUGGGUUCCAGGACCAGACAUUGGAGGCUCCCUCGGUGCAGGGGGAGACAUGUCCCAGCCAAGGUUCACUCACAAUGAGUCUGGCCGUUUCGAGUGUCGGUUUAUCAGUGUGACGAUUGGGGACUCUCCUUCCAUAAUGCUGAAAGGUAUGGAAGGCUCUAGUUUGGGCAUCUGGAGUGCUCAUGGUGAAGGGAAAGCUUUCUUCCCAGAUGAAAAUGUCUUAUCUGACGUCGUUAACUCUAAUCUGGCCCCUCUGCGAUACUGUGAUGAUGCUAAUAACGUCACAGAGGUGUAUCCCUUCAACCCCAACGGUUCUCCUCUUGGUAUUGCGGCUCUUUGCUCCCCGAAUGGAAGGCAUCUUGCUCUGAUGCCACACCCCGAGCGUUCCUUUAUGAUGUGGCAGUAUCCAUGGUACCCCAAGGAGUGGCAGGUUGAGAAGGGUGGACCCAGCCCUUGGUUGCGCAUGUUCCAAAAUGCAAGAGAAUGGUGUUCAUAGAGAAGGGACCAAAUUGAUGACCUGUGCGGAUGCUUAUUCUAAGCUUUGGGGGCUUAUGGACCAGCUUUCUACUGUAGAACUGGUGUGCUCACGGAUUAACCGAAUACAACUAUGUCUGCGAAACAACCAUCUCGCGAAGAACUCGUGACAGACAGACAGCAGUCACCUGAAAA